Molecule: messenger RNA, 1551 nt
Organism: Bombina bombina (fire-bellied toad)
Lineage: Eukaryota; Metazoa; Chordata; Amphibia; Anura; Bombinatoridae
Gene: ADORA1
Product: adenosine A1 receptor
Exons: 3
Coding region: 252-1238 (328 amino acids)
Biological process (GO): G protein-coupled adenosine receptor signaling pathway
Cellular component (GO): dendrite; synapse; membrane
Molecular function (GO): G protein-coupled adenosine receptor activity
Source: RefSeq, a predicted model, not a curated record
AGCUGGUAAAAGCUGCAGAAGCAGAGUAGGCUGAGGUAUAUUCUAGGGAGGAAUGUACAUUUUGGAUGACAUCCUGCACUGCAGUGUGUAUGACACUUGGACGAGAAAAAACUGCAGGACCUUUCCAAGGACAAAAGAAUGAAGCUGUGCAUGGACAUAACGCAUGAGGUCCAGGGGAUUGAACAUGCAGAGCUGGAUUACGAUAGAGUUCUGGUCCAGGCAUAAAAAAGCCUCCGUUGUGCUGAAGAAGUAUGGGAAUCUCGGCCUCACAAGCUGUCUACAUUGUUUUUGAAGUGCUGAUCGCCUUGGUAUCUGUGCUUGGGAAUAUACUGGUGAUCUGGGCAGUGAUUGUUAACCAAGCCUUAAGAGAUACAACAUUCUUAUUCAUUGUGUCCCUGGCUGUAGCUGAUAUUGCAGUAGGGGCUCUUGUGAUACCACUUGCCAUCAUAAUUAGCAUUGGACUAGAAGCAGAAUUUUACAGUUGUUUAAUUGGUGCCUGCGUUGUUCUUAUAUUAACUCAGAGUUCUAUAUUGGCAUUGCUGGCUAUUGCAGUGGACAGGUAUCUUAGAGUCAAGAUCCCAACAAGUUACAAGAGCUUCGUUACCGCAAGAAGAGCAUGGCUGGCAAUUAUAGGAUGUUGGGUACUUUCUUUCAUUGUUGGCUUGGUUCCCAUGUUUGGAUGGAACAACAUACACAACCAUACGAAAGGACUUAAUUCCAGCUCUGGUGAUCUAAUUAUAAAAUGCCAGUUUGAAACUGUAAUUAGCAUGGAAUACAUGGUCUACUUUAACUUCUUUGUAUGGGUUCUUCCUCCACUCUUAUUAAUGUUAAUAAUUUAUUUGGAAGUGUUUAACUUGAUACAAAGGCAGCUUAACAAAAAAGUAUCUUCAAGUUCUAAAGAUCCACACAAGUACUACGGAAAAGAACUGAAAAUUGCCAAAUCCUUAGCUUUAAUCCUUUUAUUAUUUGCUUUAAGCUGGCUGCCACUUCACACACUAAACUCCAUUACUUUGUUCUGCGAUACUUGCCAAACACCGGAGAUUAUUACGUAUAUCGCCAUCAUCUUAACCCAUGGGAAUUCUGCCAUGAACCCUAUUGUAUAUGCAUUCCGGAUUGAGAAAUUCCAGUCCACAUUUUUGUACAUUUGGAAAAAAUAUUUCUGCUGCAAAACUGGGAGAGCACUUAAUAAUGCAAAUAAUACAAUAAUCGAGAGAUCAUGUUCCAAACAUGUCAUCUGAUACAUGAAAUGUACAUCUUGUUUUGUAAUGUAGAUUAUCCAGAUUAAAGGGACACUGAACCCAAAUUUUUUCUUUCAUGAUUCAGAUAGAACAUGCAAUUUUAAGCAACUUUCUAAUUUACUCCUAGUAUCAAUGUUUCUUCAUUCUCUUGUUAUCUUUAUUUGAAAAGCAAGAAUGUAAGUUUAGAAGCCAGCCCAUUUUUGGUUCACGACCUGGUUUGUUCUUGCUGAUUGGUGGCUAAAUGUCAGCCACCGUUAAACACAAAAACUGUCUGGCUCCUUCGCUUAGAUGCCUUUUUCAAAUAAAGAUAGCA